Molecule: messenger RNA, 791 nt
Organism: Lineus longissimus
Lineage: Eukaryota; Metazoa; Nemertea; Pilidiophora; Heteronemertea; Lineidae
Exons: 3
Coding region: 159-491 (110 amino acids)
Source: RefSeq, a predicted model, not a curated record
UCACGUGAUAACUUGGGGGAAUUGAAAGCCCCUUGAACCGAGCUUGGUCGCACUGCACCCCAGCAGCUGCCGUGCAUACCGAACUUCUCACACAAGUCUCCAUCAAAAAACCUAGUUUGGACAAGUAAACCGAAAAAGUUUUAGGGAAAUCAAACAAAAUGAAAGGACUGUUCGCGGCGAUUCUGGUUUUGGGACUUCUUUAUUUGAAAUGCGGCAAUGCCGGCACACCAGAACAGGAGAGGAAAUGUGUCCAGAACUGUAUGAAGAGCGGCUAUGAUAUGAUCGUCUGCAACAACAACAUCUGUCCUUCCGUGAUUGAGUGCUGUAAUAUCAAAGGAGCCGAGAUCGGGAACGGGAUCGUCGCUGGGAAGAUGAGUAACGCCGAGUGCUGUAAUGCGGUCGGGUCGAACGGAGCGUCAGUCUUCGAGACUAAACACUUCAAUCUUGACAUGUUCGCUAAGGAAGUCGCCAAAAGCAGCGAGGAAAAGUAGAAUCAUAGACCAAGGGUGGUCUCUUCAUGCAAUAGUUAUCGACAACAACAUAAAUAGAGACGUUGAGAUCCUCAACGUAUGUUUACGGAUACGUAUUAAACCCCGCUACACUAAACCCCACUACGGAGGAUAAGUUAUACCGAUGCACAGUUCUGAUUUGCCGACACCGGCUGGUAAUUUCGAUCCGUAUACGUCUAGAACAAUUUAGGUUUUGGAUCUCAACAUCUCUUAUAACAUUCAACAUUGAGAAAUUGAUUGUGAUGAGCUGAGGACACCUAAUGAUAAACAGGCGAUCAAUCA